ACAUGGUUCGGCCAGGAGAUUGAGCCAUCGAAUAACAGUGGUACAAAAGGCAUGCUUCACGUGAGCUCGAAAACGUUGCGGUUGCUGUGCCGCGGCGUCCACACGAAGCCGUCGGCCGAGGAAUCUGUGCGUGUUCGAAGGCUUUUCGACGGACUGACCGCCGGGGAACGGGCUGCGUUAGCGCAGUCCAUCACUCUCGUCGAGUCGACGGCUCGGCGGGACCACGACGAGGCGCAGCACUUGCUACAACUCGUCCUCCAAGAGAACAAGGCGCGCAGAAAGGGCCAGCUGGGGUCCUUUCGCAUAGGUACUACUGCCACCACGCAGUACGACAGCCUUCAUAACUCGUGCUUUCUCUUUAACGAAGGCCUCACUGGGCCACCCGGAACGGGCAAGUCGACGUUUAUCGAAACUUUCGGCAAAUUCCUCACCGGUUCUGGCUACAAAGUGGCGGUGCUCACUGUGGACCCUUCCUCAGCUGUGACAGGGGGAUCUCUGCUUGGUGACAAGACUCGUAUGAUCCAGCUGACCAGAGACCCGAAUGCCUACAUUCGGCCAUCACCGACUCGAGGACAUGGUGGGGGUGUAACCCGCACUACAUGUGAUGCCAUACAACUCUGUGAAUGUGCAGGCUAUAAUGUCGUCCUGGUCGAAACAGUUGGUGUAGGCCAGAGUGAGUACAUGGUGGCCGACAUGGUGGACCUGUUCCUUUUGCUCAUACCACCUGGAGGUGGCGAUGAAUUGCAGGGUGUUAAAAGGGGCAUUGUAGAAAUGGCCGACCUUAUAGCUGUGACAAAGGCUGACGGUGACCACAUUCCCGAGUGCAGACGCAUGGCUGCAGAGUACAUCAGUGCACUCAAGUUCAUGAAGCCUCGAAGCCAGCUGUGGAGACCCAAGGUUCUUCAGGUGUCUGCAAAGGCCCAUGUAGGCAUCUCUGAAUUGUGGGGUGUUGUGCAAGACUAUAGGAAUGUGCUUGAGCCCACUGGGGAGCUGGACCACCGUCGCCAACGGCAACGAGUGCGCUGGCUGUGGACUUACGUGUGCUCCGAGCUUGAGCGCCGGCUACGUAGUCAUCCAGACGUUGCCACUUGUACAGCUGAACUGGAACAUGCAGUCAUUGAAGAAACCAUCACACCUGGCCAUGCCUGUGAUGAGCUAAUGUCACACUUCUUCAAGGAAAACAGCUAAAGGUGCUGCAGACAUCACGCUACACUAGUGUCCACUAGGCAAUGGCGAACGGCAGUG
Rhipicephalus microplus (southern cattle tick) is the source of this 1245-nucleotide messenger RNA. RefSeq names its product methylmalonic aciduria type A protein, mitochondrial. The record is from RefSeq and is a predicted model, not a curated record. Gene Ontology annotation, molecular function: GTPase activity; GTP binding. Gene Ontology annotation, cellular component: cytoplasm. NCBI's taxonomy places the organism in Eukaryota, Metazoa, Arthropoda, Arachnida, Ixodida, Ixodidae.